GUAAAAGUAAAUUGUAUUUUUAGCUAUCCUGGGUAACCAACAGUGAGCAUUAAUCACCUCAAAAUACUCAAGACACGCGACGCCCGCACAAUAGGAUGAUAACCUGUGCCAAAAGAGCGGAUAUGGACCAUGUGUGUUCCAUUAUCGCUUCAUCUCAACCCUUUAAACCUCAAAAUACGGGCUCAUCAGGGACGUUAAUACAGUUUGAUGCACAGUAACAAGCCCUAAUGGCAAAAAGCGUGAGGUUCGCUUGCUUGCUCGGGUCAACUUUAAUCGCUCCCUGCGUCAAAUCUCUCCCGAUAGCGGUGAGGACUCCCGAUAUUGUAAUCUCUAAUCGGUGAUAAUCGCGAAUCUUAGGGCUACUUGAUAGUCUAUCACUAUAGGCCUAUCGCUAGGAUUUUACUGUGUACACAAAGAGGAGGCCUAACUCGACUACCACAAGUUCCGGCGCCGCCUUGGCAUAGGCUUUAUAUGAGUCUCAUGCCAGAGAGCUUGGUCAUAGGAGGUUGUAGCUCACUAAGUAGCCUGCGCUAUGCGUUCGUUAGUAUCGUUUUUGGUAGUUUUUCUCUGUGCGUGUGUUGGUCGCGAUGUGGAGGCACGCAAAACUUUCCCUGGGAGGCGAAUGGGUGAAUUGGAGGCGCUACAUGUUGGCAACAAGAUUCCACAGACCACGGCUAAAAGGAUGCAUCUGUGCCCGCGUGAGCGACUUGUGGUUGAUUAUCGCUGUCUGCGCAGGCGCUGGCUCUGCGUGGGGACUGGCAUCUUUCGCUAUGUUACCGAGAUGCAUUGCUGCCCCGGUUAUGCUAGAGAACCAGGCCUGGUGGGUUGUCCUCGAGAUCUCUACACAAGCAACAAAACCUUACUGGAAGCCAUAACAGAUCUUGGUCUCACCAAGUUUGCCGGGAUGUUGAACCAGUCGGACGAGGUGUUUCUGCACCGCAGUGCCAUAGGGCCCCUCACAGUGUUCGCCCCGAAAGAUAGUGCAUUCGGUGGGACUACCGUGAGCAUCAGUGGAGAGAAAAUAGCAAAGGAGGUGGCAAGCAGGAUGGUACAAGAACACGUAGUGGAAGGGAAGAUGGUCUAUCACGCGAUUAAAACCAAUCAGCUACUACAGACCAUGGCUCCCGGACAGACACUCCGUGCUGCCUGGGCACCGGACAGAGAGACUCUAGUAAUACAAGGAGCCAUCAUCACCUCAGAGAACAAGCCCUUCAGGAAUGGCAUCAUCCACGUGAUUAAUCACGUGAUCAAGCCAUCUCUCCCAGCCACUGUCACGCAAUACCUACACGGCACAGGGCAAUUCACCACAUUCGCGUCCCUCAUGAGGAAACUGGGUACUGAGUUGACUGGUCACGUGACAGUAUUUGCGCCUAGUGACCAAGCCUUCGAGAGGAUCCAUCGUCGUUUCUUACAAAUGGUCACCAAUAACGUGGAUUGUCUCAAGCCAUUUGUUAAUUUCCAUAUCGUGGAGCGGUCGUUAUACACAGGAGGGAUCCGACACCGUGUAGAUGUUACGUCACGCAACGGCUAUCGCGUGCACCUGACACGGCACGCAAGCACCAUUAUUAUCGAGGAGUCACUCAUCACUACCCCGGAUGUAACUUUGAAGAAUGGCAUUGUACAUGUGAUUAGUGACGUCAUGAUAGCGCCUGCUAUCAGUUUCCUAGGUCCGUUUGACUUGGCAAAAAUUCACGGAGCGCGUAAGUUUGCAGAUUUCGUACGGUCCCACAACCUCAAACACAUUAUUGCGGCCGCCGAGACUGGGCCCUAUACCCUGCUAGCGCCUAGCGACCACGCCAUGGAGCUUGCAAGUGACGUCAUUAGUCACAUGACGCGAUCCAAGAUGAAACUUGAAGCGUUCGUGAGACGUCAUCUGUUGCCAAAGAAACUGUCGGUGGCCGAAAUGCACGACGGGGAUAGAAUUAGGACAAUGGCCCGGACCAACCGGACAGAUGAGAUGGUGACGGUCAAUUGGUAUUCAAAUCGAGAGAUCCUUGCAGUGGGCGGAGCCUGCGUUACCAGGCCUAACCGCGAGGUGUGCAGUGGCGUCACCCAUAUCAUCAACAGGGUGAUCCUCCCAACAACCGGCACAGUUAGCCACAGCCUCGUCACCAGACCGAGGUUUAAGCUUCUCACGAAGGCACUCAGAGCAGCCAAACUAGAUAAAUAUCUCCAAAAUACAAAUGCGAUCACUUUGUUUGCGCCGAGCGACAAAGCAUUCCGGAGGCUUGGUAAGAGAAAGCUUUUUCGUCUGAUGAAAAACGUCAAAAAACUGCGUCGCGUUCUUCUCUCUCAUAUGGUCAGCGGUGUAGUGUAUAGCUGCAUGCUCCGACACGACAAGCUAGAGACACUAACGAGCAAGAGCCUGCGUGUCGUGGUCAGUGGUGAACACAUGAAGGUUAACGGGAUCGUCGUGCGCAUGCGUGAUUUACCCGCAACGAAUGGCGUGAUUUACGAGUUGGACGCAAUCUUGAGCCUGUGAACAAGCUUUUUUUUUAAUCAAAGGCUUCAUGUUAGAAAGAGUGUGACUUUAUCUCUGAACUUAAUUGUUAAAAUUAAAACAAAAGAUUUUCAUGCCUUAUACAUGAAUUGAAAGGCAGAUCAAUUGACACUUUAUCACAGACCAUUAGAUAUUUUAAGGUUUGUUUAGUGAAGGCUGCCGUAUGUAUGGUGACAGGUUAAUCUGUCACCUUCCUCUACUACCAAAUCUUCCUUCACCUUUCUUCUACAUUGUAUCUAGCACUUGAAUACCCUUCAUAUCCAAUCAAAUGUCAAGAUAGCACUUGAAUACCCUUCAUAUCCAAUAAAAUGUCAAGAUAGCACUUGAAUACCCUUCAUAUCCAAUAAAAUGUCAAGAUAGCACUUGAAUACCCUUCAUAUCCAAUAAAAUGUCAAGAUAGCACUUGAAUACCCUUCAUAUCCAAUCAAAUGUCAAGAUAGCACUUGAAUACCCAUCAUAUCCAAUAAAAUGUCAAGAUAGCCGUA
Messenger RNA from Nematostella vectensis (starlet sea anemone), 2985 nucleotides. RefSeq names its product transforming growth factor-beta-induced protein ig-h3. The coding region runs from base 533 to 2482 and encodes 649 amino acids. The transcript is spliced from 8 exons. Lineage: Eukaryota; Metazoa; Cnidaria; Anthozoa; Actiniaria; Edwardsiidae. The record is from RefSeq and is a predicted model, not a curated record.